AUGGCCGCGGCGGCGGGCGGCGGCGGGGUAGGGGCGGCGGCGGGCGCCGCGGGCGCGGGAGGUGCGGCGACGGCCGCGGGCCUGGCCGUUUAUCGGCGGAAGGACGGUGGCCCGGCCAGCAAGUUUUGGGAGAGCCCGGAGACGGUGUCCCAGCUGGAUUCGGUGCGGGUCUGGCUGGGCAAGCACUACAAGAAGUAUGUUCAUGCGGAUGCUCCUACCAACAAAACACUCGCUGGGCUGGUGGUACAGCUUCUUCAGUUCCAGGAAGAUGCCUUUGGGAAGCAUGUCACCAACCCGGCCUUCACCAAACUCCCGGCAAAAUGUUUCAUGGAUUUCAAAGCUGGAGGCACCUUGUGUCACAUUCUUGGGGCUGCUUACAAGUAUAAAAAUGAACAGGGAUGGCGUAGAUUUGAUCUACAGAAUCCAUCCCGAAUGGAUCGGAAUGUUGAAAUGUUUAUGAACAUUGAAAAAACAUUGGUGCAGAGCAACUGUCUGACCAGACCCAACAUCUACCUCAUUCCAGACAUUGAUCUGAAGUUGGCUAACAAAUUAAAAGAUAUUAUCAAACGACAUCAGGGGACUUUCACUGAUGAGAAGUCAAAGGCUUCCCACCACAUUUAUCCGUAUCCUUCCUCACAAGAGGAUGAAGAGUGGUUGAGACCGGUGAUGAGAAAAGAUAAGCAGGUGUUAGUGCAUUGGGGGUUUUACCCAGACAGCUAUGAUACUUGGGUCCAUAGUAAUGAUGUUGAUGCGGAAAUUGAAGAUCCACCAAUUCCAGAAAAGCCAUGGAAGGUUCAUGUGAAAUGGAUUUUGGACACUGAUGUUUUCAAUGAAUGGAUGAAUGAGGAGGAUUAUGAGGUGGACGAGAACAGGAAGCCCGUGAGCUUUCGUCAGCGAAUUUCAACGAAGAAUGAAGAGCCAGUCAGAAGUCCAGAGAGAAGAGAUAGGAAAGCAUCAGCUAAUGCUCGAAAGAGGAAACAUUCGCCUUCCCCUCCACCUCCUACACCCAUAGAAUCCCGGAAGAAGAGUGGAAAGAAAGGCCAAGCUAGUCUUUAUGGGAAGCGCAGAAGUCAGAAAGAGGAAGAUGAGCAAGAAGAUCUUACCAAGGACAUGGAAGACCCAACACCGGUACCCAACAUAGAGGAAGUGGUGCUUCCAAAAAAUGUGAACCCAAAGAAAGACAGUGAAAACACACCUGUUAAAGGAGGAACUGUCGCAGAUCUAGAUGAGCAGGAUGAAGAAACAGUCACAACAGGAGGAAAGGAAGAUGAAGAUCCUAGCAAAGGUGAUCAAAGUCGUUCACUUGACCCUGGAGAAGAUAAUGUGACAGAGCAGACCAAUCACAUUAUUAUUCCUAGUUAUGCGUCGUGGUUUGAUUAUAACUGUAUUCAUGUGAUUGAACGGCGUGCUCUUCCUGAGUUUUUCAAUGGAAAGAACAAAUCCAAGACUCCAGAAAUAUACUUGGCAUAUCGAAAUUUUAUGAUUGACACAUAUCGCCUAAACCCCCAAGAAUAUUUAACCAGCACUGCUUGUCGGAGGAACUUGACUGGAGACGUGUGUGCUGUGAUGAGGGUUCAUGCCUUUUUAGAGCAAUGGGGGCUUGUUAAUUACCAAGUGGAUCCAGAAAGUCGGCCCAUGGCAAUGGGACCUCCUCCUACUCCUCAUUUUAAUGUAUUAGCUGAUACCCCCUCUGGGCUUGUGCCUCUACAUCUUCGAUCACCUCAGGUCCCUGCUGCUCAGCAGAUGUUAAAUUUUCCUGAGAAGAACAAGGAAAAACCAAUUGAUUUGCAGAACUUUGGUCUUCGUACUGACAUUUACUCCAAGAAAACCUUAGCAAAGAGUAAAGGUGCUAGUGCUGGAAGAGAAUGGACUGAACAGGAGACCCUUUUGCUCCUGGAGGCCCUGGAGAUGUAUAAGGAUGAUUGGAACAAAGUGUCAGAGCAUGUUGGAAGUCGUACUCAGGAUGAAUGCAUCCUCCACUUUCUGAGGCUUCCUAUUGAGGACCCAUACCUUGAGAAUUCGGAUGCUUCCUUGGGGCCCCUGGCCUACCAGCCUGUCCCUUUCAGUCAGUCAGGAAACCCAGUCAUGAGCACUGUUGCUUUUUUGGCAUCUGUGGUGGACCCUCGCGUGGCAUCUGCUGCAGCAAAAGCAGCUUUGGAAGGGGCUGAAGAGGAAAAAAUGGAAACAGAUACUGAUGGUCAACAGCCUGAAAAGGCAGAAAACAAAGGGGAAAAUGAAACAGACGAAGGGGACAAAGCACAAGACGGAGAAAAUGAAAAAAAUAGUGAGAAGGAGCAGGACAGUGAAGUUAGUGAGGAUACCAAAUCAGAAGAAAAGGAAACUGAAGAGAACAAGGAACUCACUGAUACUUGUAAAGAAAGAGAAAGCGAUCUCGGGAAGAAGAAAGUAGAACACGAAAUUUCCGAAGGAAAUGUGGCCACGGCUGCCGCAGCUGCUCUCGCCUCAGCUGCAACCAAAGCCAAGCAUCUGGCUGCUGUGGAGGAAAGAAAGAUCAAGUCUCUGGUGGCCCUCUUGGUUGAGACACAAAUGAAGAAAUUGGAGAUCAAACUUCGACAUUUUGAGGAACUGGAAACUAUCAUGGACAGAGAGAAGGAAGCUUUAGAACAACAGAGGCAGCAGUUGCUCACUGAACGCCAGAACUUCCACAUGGAACAGCUGAAAUACGCUGAAUUACGAGCCCGGCAGCAGAUGGAACAGCAGCAGCACGGGCAGAACCCUCAGCAGGCACACCAGCACUCAGGAGGACCUGGCCUGGCGCCGCUUGGAGCAGCAGGGCACCCCGCCAUGAUGCCCCAUCAGCAGCCCCCUCCCUACCCUCUGAUGCACCACCAGAUGCCACCACCUCAUCCACCGCAGCCAGGUCAGAUACCAGGUCCAGGUUCCAUGAUCCCUGGGCAGCCCAUGCCAGGCCGCAUGAUUCCCACCGUUGCAGCCAACAUCCACCCCCCCGGAAGUGGCCCAGCCCCUCCUGGUAUGCCUCCAAUGCCAGGAAACAUCUUAGGACCCCGGGUACCCCUCACGGCACCUAAUGGCAUGUAUGCCCCUCCGCCGCCGCCGCCGCCGCCGCCGCCGCCCGCUGAUGGAGUCCCUCCGCCUCCCGCUCCAGGCCCACCAGCCUCGGCCGCCCCCUAG
Molecule: messenger RNA, 3153 nt
Organism: Odobenus rosmarus divergens (Pacific walrus)
Lineage: Eukaryota; Metazoa; Chordata; Mammalia; Carnivora; Odobenidae
Gene: SMARCC1
Product: SWI/SNF related, matrix associated, actin dependent regulator of chromatin, subfamily c, member 1
Exons: 27
Coding region: 1-3153 (1050 amino acids)
Biological process (GO): positive regulation of DNA-templated transcription
Cellular component (GO): nBAF complex; npBAF complex; SWI/SNF complex
Molecular function (GO): nucleosomal DNA binding; histone binding
Source: RefSeq, a predicted model, not a curated record